Messenger RNA from Zerene cesonia (dogface butterfly), 1660 nucleotides. Its product is annotated as sodium/potassium-transporting ATPase subunit beta-2-like. The coding region runs from base 32 to 865 and encodes 277 amino acids. Lineage: Eukaryota; Metazoa; Arthropoda; Insecta; Lepidoptera; Pieridae. Gene Ontology annotation, biological process: potassium ion import across plasma membrane; sodium ion export across plasma membrane; intracellular potassium ion homeostasis. Gene Ontology annotation, cellular component: sodium:potassium-exchanging ATPase complex. The record is from RefSeq and is a predicted model, not a curated record. The transcript is spliced from 7 exons. Gene Ontology annotation, molecular function: ATPase activator activity.
CCCCCAGCUCGCUCUGAGUACGGUCGCUGCCAUGGGGCUGGACAAACGCACUAUUAAGAUCAUCGCGAUCGUCGUAGUGGUGCUACUCGUUCUUGGAACCGUCCUUGGGGUACUUCUGGCUAUUUUCCUACCAUACAGAUACGUCGAACUAGAAGUAUGGCCCCGUUCUGACGAGUACAACUACUACGAGCCCCUCAUUCACUUCCGAGCAAGUGAUCCUGGAAGCUGGCACGUCUGGUAUACGCGCAUUAAUGACUUCCUACGUGAUUAUGAGACCACAGUGCCAGAAGAGCCGCCCCGGGCUCCGUGCUCGAUACAUCGCCACGAUCAGCGGCUGGUGGUACCCAACUGUGAACGAGCACUCAACAUGUGGGCGCCCUGCAACGCUGAUAACUUCUAUGGUUACGCGGCUGGGAAACCGUGUGUUUUCUUAAGACUGAACCAUAUUCACUAUUGGGUACCAGAACCGUAUAAUGUGUCUAAGCCGCUUGGUAUUCCUCCAGAAAUGCCAAACAAUAUCAAGCAAUUUAUGCAACAACGUCCAGCCCACCACUACGGGGACUUCGUCUGGGUGUCCUGCAAUGGGGAAUUCACCUCCGACGAGGAGAACGUGGGCCCCAUACAGUACAUACCCGCCAACUUACCCCCCGGCUUCCCCACCACCCGGUUAAACACGGCCGACCGUAUUCCCUAUUCGACAAGGAAGCUGCCUGACCAGACCCAUGGGCCGUUAGUGGCUGUCUUCUUUGAGAAUCCUCGCCGUGGCGUAGUUAUCAAUGUGGAAUGCCGGAUUUGGACGCGGGAUAUCGUAUACAGCAGCUCCAGCCGUGUUGGACGUGCGCGUUUUGAACUUUACAUUGAAUAAAUAUGUAUUAAAAUAAAUGUAAUUAUACAUUAUUUUGCAUGCUUGAUGGAUGUGUCAUGCAGUGUGAAGUGAAUAUAUUGAGUGAGGCGUGCUACACAAACGAGCGGGAAAAUUAAGAAGGAAAACAUUUUUUUUAUUGAUGCAAAGAGGUUAACACACAUUACCUACGUUAUAAAUAAAAAUACAUAAAUUUGUGAAGCACAUCUGACAUAUUAUGAGUUAAAUUAUUUAUAUAUAUUUUUACUUAGGUAUCGCACCUAUAUUUAGAAAUAAGAUGCUUGUGAUUUUGAAAUUGGAUGUUUACCUGAAAACUAUUAGAUAAGAGUAAUAACAGUAAUUCUAACUUCAGUCUAUCUUCUUCUUCAUAAAUAAAUAUAUUAUAAUGUGUUGCCUAAGAAUUUGGAUAGAAGUUAAAUUAUAGAAUUACAUAAUAUGUAUUUCAAUAAUAAGAUUGGAAAAUGUGUUGUUAAUGCAUGCGCAAGUUUUGCUACUUGAAGGUUAUAUAAUAUUUACAACAAUAUUUUGUAAGAACAAAUAUAUUCGUACUUGCUAUACUGUAACUUAAAUUGUAAUAUGAUGGCGAAAUAGAAUAAUGGUUAUAUUAUAACUAGUCAAAGUCAGAAUGGUUUUACGUUACGAAGAAAUCAGUCAGUAUUUGUUUGUAUUCCUUCUUUCACGUCACAACGUGGCGGUUUUGUGCUUUGUGUUUUGUAUUUUUUUGUCCGAACCCAGUUAGAAGGCUCGAGUAAAAUAGGAUUAUUUUUACCGCAAUAAAACAUCUCAUUCUCACAGGAA